CCGCGCUGGAAGCCGGAGGAUUGGGCUUGGCCGCGUGCUGCGCUUUCAUGGAGCUUCUGGCGGCUGCGGGAGGCUGGGUCUUGCUGCCGUCCCGUCUGGCCGCGUCGGUUCUACCGGAGCCCGGGCCCUGUCUCCUGAUCGCGGCCGGCAUAUGGGGCCAUGGCCCGGCUCCUGGGGCACCGGGAGGUCCCCGGCGCGGAGCCUGGCAGCGCAGUCCGAGGGGGUCGAGGUGGCCGCGGGGCCCGGGCGCGCCACGUCAUUAUCAACGUCGGGGGCUGCAGGGUGCGUCUGGCCUGGGCCGCGCUGGCCCGCUGUCCCCUGGCUCGCCUCGAGCGCCUGCGAGCCUGCCGCGGCCACGACGAGCUGCUGCGCGUGUGUGACGACUACGACGUGAGCCGCGACGAGUUCUUCUUCGACCGCAGCCCGUGCGCUUUCCGCGCCAUCGUGGCGCUGCUGCGCGCCGGCAAGCUGAGGCUGCUGCGCGGCCCGUGCGCCCUGGCCUUCCGCGACGAGCUGGCCUACUGGGGCAUCGACGAGGCGCGGCUGGAGCGCUGCUGCCUGCGCCGUCUGCGCCGUCGCGAGGAGGAGGCCGCCGAGGCGAGCGCCGCGCCGCCCGCCCGAGGGCCGCAGACCAGCCCGGGCCGAGCCCUGGGGAGCGGGCGGCUGGAGCGAGGCCGACGGCGCCUGCGCGACGUGGUGGAGAACCCGCACUCCGGGCUGGCGGGCAAGCUCUUCGCCUACGUCUCCGUGGCCUUCGUGGCCGUCACGGCCGUGGGCCUGUGCCUAAGCACCAUGCCUGACGUCCGCGCAGAGGAGGAAAGGGGCGAGUGCUCCACCAAGUGCCGCAACCUCUUCGUGCUGGAGACGGUGUGCGUGGCCUGGUUCUCCUUCGAGUUCCUGCUGCGCUCCCUGCAAGCCGAGAGCAAGUGCGCCUUCCUCCGUACGCCUCUUGCCAUCAUCGACAUCCUGGCCAUCCUGCCCUUCUACGUGUCGCUGCUCGCGGGACUGGCCGCAGGGCCCACGGGCAGCAAGAUGCUGGAACGCGCGGGGCUGGUACUGCGGCUGCUGCGGGCGCUGCGCGUGCUCUACGUGAUGCGCCUGGCGCGCCACUCGCUGGGGCUGCGCUCGCUUGGCCUCACCGUGCGCCGCUGCGCGCGCGAGUUCGGACUGCUGCUGCUCUUCCUCUGCGUGGCCAUGGCGCUCUUCGCGCCGCUCGUGCACCUGGCUGAGCGCGAGCUGGGCGCUCACCGCGACUUCUCCAGCGUCCCCGCCAGCUACUGGUGGGCAGUCAUCUCCAUGACCACCGUGGGCUAUGGAGACAUGGUGCCACGCAGCCUUCCGGGCCAGGUGGUGGCGCUGAGCAGCAUCCUCAGCGGCAUCCUGCUCAUGGCCUUCCCUGUCACCUCCAUCUUCCACACCUUCUCGCGCUCCUACUCGGAGCUCAAGGAGCAGCAGCAACGCGCGGCCAGCCCUGAACCGGUCCUGCGGGAGGACAGCACACGCGACGACAGCACGCGUUCGGCCAGCGCCACCGAGGACAGCUCCCAGGACCCGGAGACCGCAGGCGCGGCAGGGACCUUGCCAGGCCCCGUGGGACCCUGAGCUGUACUGAGAGCUUCAGAGUCAAAGCCUCGGAGGACACUAAGCUCUGGCUGACCCAGGAGUCGCAAACUUGGUCUGGCAUGUAGUCUUUGCAGCUGCCUUGGCUCCCCAAGCAACCCUGAGCUUCGCGUAGCCUGGAGGAGAUCGCAACCUGGUCUUUCUUUUUCCUUUUAUUUUUCCCUCCAGUUUUAAAUUUUCUAUGGUUAAUUAAAAAUUGAGUCCCAGAAAUUCCAAGUCUUAAGCAAAUAUCAGCUACCCUGGACUAAAGUUUUGCCCUUCUGUGCUCUUAAUCUAGGGCAGCCCCAGGGAACAGAAGAUGGCAUUUACCUGGUGACCCUUAGUGGCCAAUACCCCAUCGAAAAGGGGGCAUCAGCUGACAUCUGUCACUGCCAGCGUCCACAUCACCUGCCAAGUGUUGGGUAGUUGACAGGACCCUUAGCCCCCUAGUUCUGCCUAUCCACCCUUUGCAGGGGGGAAGAAAUCUCAGAGUUGACCUCUGUUCCCCCAAACCAUCUCAAUCAGAUGAUAAGACCCCUGCUCGCUUGCAUAGUGGCCUUUUAACCCUUCCCCUGCCCUCCUCCCUGGUCUGCAGGAAUGUUGCCAGUCUUCGAGGGAUAUUGGUGUCUCUUCUGGUAGGACAUUUCCCUCAGAUGUGGCUCAAGUGAAAAGCGAAAACCUUGAACAAGGGUAGUGGGCUAAGGAGGCGGUUCAGGGAGAAGUCGGCGAGGGCACAGCCAGGAGGGGGCAUGGCCUUCCUCUACUCCAUGGAGGCUGUUGCUUUGCCCUGUUUCAACAAGCCUCAGGCGGUGGCCUGAGCCUGCGAUUGUGGCACUUGGGAAGUAGGCACAGAGGAUCGGAAGUUCGGUGAGCACCCAACAUAGUCACAGACGCUCUGUCGGAAGUAAGGUCCUCGGUCUGCAGUCCAUCAUCACUGCCUGCCAUAUAGUAGCUUUCAGCAAGGCCCCUAUGGGAGCUCAGGACAGGCCCAUUUGGGGCUCUUACACCACAGGCUUUGCAAGAAAUCUACUGCAACCAAAUAAAAAAAAAAUUGCCAGCCCCUCCUCACGGCAGUAGGCUGAGUUCCUCUCA
Messenger RNA from Rattus rattus (black rat), 2691 nucleotides. It is a transcript of the gene Kcng2, whose product is annotated as potassium voltage-gated channel modifier subfamily G member 2. Lineage: Eukaryota; Metazoa; Chordata; Mammalia; Rodentia; Muridae. Gene Ontology annotation, cellular component: voltage-gated potassium channel complex; membrane. The record is from RefSeq and is a predicted model, not a curated record. Bases 160 to 1602 code for a protein of 480 amino acids. Gene Ontology annotation, molecular function: protein binding; voltage-gated potassium channel activity. Gene Ontology annotation, biological process: potassium ion transmembrane transport; protein homooligomerization. The transcript is spliced from 3 exons.